Messenger RNA from Xiphias gladius (swordfish), 3340 nucleotides. It is a transcript of the gene u2af2a, whose product is annotated as U2 small nuclear RNA auxiliary factor 2a. The transcript has 12 exons. NCBI's taxonomy places the organism in Eukaryota, Metazoa, Chordata, Actinopteri, Istiophoriformes, Xiphiidae. The coding region runs from base 562 to 1992 and encodes 476 amino acids. Gene Ontology annotation, cellular component: U2-type prespliceosome; U2AF complex; nuclear speck. Gene Ontology annotation, molecular function: poly-pyrimidine tract binding; pre-mRNA 3'-splice site binding. Gene Ontology annotation, biological process: mRNA processing. The record is from RefSeq and is a predicted model, not a curated record.
AUCUGUCAUUCAUCAACUUCCGGUGUCACGGGGUACCAGGGAGACGGAGCAAAAAAGCGGGCAUACCGAAAUCUUUAUUGUAUUCGUCAGCCUUAAGCAUUUGGAAGCGAAUACAAUUGGCUUAUAAAGUCAAAUAACUGCGCCUUGUGGGCCAGUAACCCACCGGGAUUUGCAUUUGACUUGGAAAAGAGUCUCAUUCAUUCGAUUAUCGUACUCGCUAGCUGGCUAACGAGGCUCCACACCAGCAGGCCCGUUCUUCUGGACUUUGCUACAAGCUAGUUAGCCAACCUUAGCAGGCUAACCCAUGCGAACACGUUUUCUUUCUCAAUGAUUCUGCCUGUUACGUUGUAAUUAAAUACCACGCCGCGAAUGUGUGUACCGGUUAACAAUUUUUGGUAAUUAUUUUGUUUAGUAGGCAGCUAGUAAAGGCUAACUUACUUAAGUUGCAUCAGCGAGACGCUUGUUUUUAAAAGUGUUGUUCACUUUGUUGCUAGCUUAAGCUAGCCGCCGCCAACUGAACAACGCAGUCACUGAGAGCGGAGCAGCCUUCAGCUCACAGAGAUGUCGGACUUCGACGAAUUCGAAAGACAGCUCUCUGAAAACAAACAAGCUGAAAGGGACAAAGAGAACCGCCACCACCGCCGGUCCUCCUCCCGCAGCCGCAGCAGAGAGAGGAAAAGGAGGAGCAGAGACAGGGAUAGACGCAGCAGGGACCGCCGUGGGGACAGUAAGGAGCGCAGGCACAGACGCAGCUCACCAUCCAGCUACCCCCAGGACAAUGCUGGAAGCCGUUCUCCACACCGUGAGAAGAAGAAGAAGGUGAAGAAGUACUGGGAUGUCCCUCCACCUGGUUUUGAGCACAUCACUCCCAUGCAGUACAAAGCCAUGCAAGCUGCAGGCCAGAUCCCAGCCACGGCCCUCCUGCCGACCAUGACUCCAGAUGGACUGGCUGUUACUCCCACCCCUGUACCUGUAGUGGGCAGCCAGAUGACCCGGCAGGCUCGCCGGCUCUAUGUGGGCAAUAUCCCCUUUGGUAUCACAGAGGAGUCCAUGAUGGACUUCUUCAAUGCCCAGAUGCGUUUGGGUGGUCUUACUCAGGCCCCUGGAAACCCUGUCCUUGCAGUACAGAUCAACCAGGAUAAAAAUUUUGCCUUCCUUGAAUUCCGUUCAGUGGAUGAAACAACACAGGCCAUGGCCUUUGAUGGCAUCAUCUUUCAAGGCCAGAGCCUCAAGAUUCGCCGUCCCCAUGAUUACCAGCCCCUGCCGGGCAUGAGCGAGAACCCCAGUGUCUAUGUGCCUGGUACACAGACAAUUAAUGGUGUGGUGUCCACAGUGGUGCCUGACUCGGCUCACAAGCUCUUCAUUGGCGGCUUGCCCAACUACUUGAAUGAUGACCAGGUCAAGGAGCUAUUGACGUCAUUUGGCCCGCUGAAGGCCUUCAACCUGGUGAAGGACAGUGCCACAGGCCUAUCUAAAGGAUAUGCUUUCUGUGAAUAUGUUGAUGUCAACCUUAAUGACCAGGCUAUUGCUGGGCUGAACGGGAUGCAGCUGGGAGACAAGAAGCUCCUGGUGCAAAGAGCCAGUGUGGGAUCCAAGAAUGCCACUCUGACAAGUAUGAACCAGACCCCCGUGACGCUGCAGGUGCCAGGUCUGAACAGCUCAGUGACUCAGAUGGGAGGCCUGCCCACUGAGGUGCUGUGUCUGAUGAACAUGGUGGCCCCUGAGGAGCUGCUGGAUGAUGAGGAAUAUGAGGAGAUUGUGGAGGACGUCAGGGACGAGUGCAGCAAGUACGGCCAAGUCAAGAGCAUUGAGAUACCUCGACCCGUGGAUGGCCUGGAAGUGCCUGGGACUGGCAAGAUCUUUGUGGAGUUCACAUCAGUUUUUGACUCCCAGAAGGCCAUGCAGGGGCUGACAGGAAGGAAGUUUGCCAACAGAGUGGUGGUGACCAAAUACUGCGAUCCAGAUGCUUAUCACCGCCGGGACUUCUGGUAGAGGAGACAUGAAGAAGGGAGAUGAGGGGAGGGAGGGGGGAUGGGGGGGGAUGUGUACUGCCUAUUUCCAAAUCAGCCCCCUGUUUGAUUUGGUAGAAAUACAUUUCAGGUAGAUCUGAGAAUAUUAAGCAUUUGAAAAAUGGCUUUGGUGACAUCGAAUUUAUCAUUUUGAGAUCUACAUGAAAUGUGCAGCAGUUAAACCAGAUAUUUGGAAUUUGGACAGGAGAAGACUGGGGAGGGUUUAUAUUCAGUCCAUAAGAGAGGGGGCUAGGUUUGGGUGGUGAGGGUGUAGCUGGGUGGGUGGGGGCGUCAAAGAUUUUUGAGAAAUGUGUGUAAUAAUAGGUCCAGGGUGGGGUCAACAAUUUUUAUACUUUAUGAGACAGGGACGUCAUUGGGUGGGAGGGGGGUGCCACACUUUAAGGUUUGUAUUUAAAUGGAGGUAGCCUGUUUUAAGUACAUUAGGAAGGAGUUGCAGUAGGGAACUAACUGGACUAUUGUGAUUGGAUGGAAAAAAACAGGAGUGUUUAUUUGUGAAAGGGAGAUGUGGGGGAGAUGGAGAGGAAGAUGGGGGCAUUUUUGUUUGACCAUCUAAUGUAGAAAUACAGUAGCUGUAACAUCCACUUCAGUUUUGCCAUCAUCACUAGAGAGCUAAGGGGAGACUCUUCAAUAUUGGAUUUUUUUUUUUUUUUUUUUUUUUUUUUUUUCCUCUGUUUGAACAUUUCCUCAUGUUCCUUCAUUUUCAUUAGACUACUGCCCCCCUCUGGAUGAUGUUAGAGAAUCUGUUGUCUAAUUGGAUCUGAAUGUCAACUGUAAUUGUUCCGAUACUGUGUGUAGCUUCUCUGAUUUGAACUGUAACAUCGCCUAGUAUUCAGCUGCAGAAUAACAUGAACUGCAGAAAAGAACAUUUUCAGUGAGUUUUUUUUCUUCUUUUUUCUUUUUUCUAUUUUCUUAACUUUUUCACGCCCAUCUUUUGUGCACAGCUUUUUAACAGGUGAGAUUGUUUUGUCUCAGCAGUUCAGUCCUGAUUUAAUGCAAGAGGAAAUACACAAAGUAAGACUGGGAGAGACAAACAGAUUGGUCUAAUGGGGAUUUAUCUCUUCCUUACCAAAAAGCCUUAAUGUUAUUACACGUGAAUUCACUAAGGAAAGGAAUUCGGCUUGCCCCUCUAUCAGUGAUGUCUCUUUGUUCAUAAAUGUCACGAUCUCGUGCUUUAGCCUUGCAUUACCAGUUUUCAUUCUUCCUUGUUUCCCUGCAGAUUUGGGAUGUAAGAUGUAUUGGAUCCGUUUGGUUUGUUUUUUUUGUGCGACAUCUCACCUCUUUGACAAGACCAAAUAAACAUGUGACUAAUA